Dendrobium catenatum is the source of this 1432-nucleotide messenger RNA. RefSeq names its product 28 kDa ribonucleoprotein, chloroplastic. The record is from RefSeq and is a predicted model, not a curated record. Gene Ontology annotation, molecular function: mRNA binding. The transcript has 4 exons. Gene Ontology annotation, cellular component: cytosol. NCBI's taxonomy places the organism in Eukaryota, Viridiplantae, Streptophyta, Magnoliopsida, Asparagales, Orchidaceae. Bases 80 to 1123 code for a protein of 347 amino acids.
UUUGUCCAAAUAAAUACAUCCGCUCUCUCACUCUCCUUAUCCUCUCCCCCUUCUCAUCGCCUCCUCUCUAGCUCUCGCCAUGGCCGCAGCUCCAGCGCUUCAGCUCGCCAUGGCAGACAGCUGUCUCGCGACUCUCACUGCUCCAUUCGGCUCCAAAGCAUCGUCCCACGGUCUUAUUCCCUUCCGCACAAAACCUAUUUGUUUCCACCGCCUCUCCUGCUCUUCUGUUUCGCUUUCAUUUACCACGUUCGAGCUUUCCCUAGCAAAAAAGAAGGUUCCUUUGGUUGUUUCCCUCGUAGCCCGGACCUCCGAUUGGGCGCGCCAAGAGGAGGAGGAGGAGGAGGUUGAGGAGAGCGCAGAAGGGGAAGAAGAUUUUGAGUGGGAAGGCAAGAAUGAGAAGUUUGGGUUGUUGGAUGGGGAAGGGCCGGAGGAUGGGCUUUCAGAAUGGGAAGGGGAGAGCCAAGAAGGGGCGGAGGGUGUGAGAGAGGUCAAAGCUGAAGGAGAUGGCUCAGUGAAUGAGGGGUUUUUGGAGGGAGCAGAGGAUGAUUCUUUCCCUGAGCCCCCCGAGGAAGCUAAGCUUUUCGUAGGGAAUCUCCCUUAUGACGUAGAUAGCGAGAAGUUAGCCCAUUUAUUCGAGAGGGCUGGAAUCGUUGAGGUUGCUGAGGUAAUUUACAACCGGGAAUCUGGCCAAAGUCGCGGUUUUGGGUUUGUCAACAUGAGCAAUGUUGAAGAAGCUGAGAAAGCUGUGGAAAUGUUCAAUCGCUAUGAUUGCAAUGGAAGGCUUCUGUCAGUUAAUAAAGCAACUCCUAGAGGUUCCAUUCCUGAAAGAGAAAGACAGCCUCGAGAGUUUGAGCCUUCUUCUGUUAGGAUAUAUGUUGGGAACCUGCCAUGGCAAGUGGAUGAUGCUCGCCUUGAGCAAAUUUUUAGUAAACAUGGUAAAGUUGUAACUGCUAGGGUUGUUUAUGAUCGAGAGACCGGUCGUUCAAGAGGUUUUGGCUUUGUGACAAUGGCUUCCAAGAGUGAACAUGAAGAUGCAAUUGAUGCUCUCGAUGGACAGACUUUGGAUGGCAGAGCUAUUCGAGUGAAUGUGGCGGAGGAAAGACCUCGACGGGGAUCUUUUUAGUUGCGGCGAACCGAGUAUUCUUCGCAAGUUGGGUUAGCUUGAUUGGCAGCAUUUGAGCCUUGCAUGUGUCAGUUAGUUUUAUAGCUUAUGUUGUAUUGACUGUUUUCUUUUUCCUACAUUUGCCUAUUCCUAAGUAGGAUGAUUUUGAGUACAUUCAAAGUCCUUUCUGGGCAUAUAUGGAGAGUAUUUUGCUUGUCUUCCAGGUUUAGAUUUUAUCUGAACAAUCUGUUUUGGUGAUUUUGAUUUUACAAACAUAAGCAAAGAAUUGUUUCCAGAGCUUAAUUUUAUGCUACAAGCAUUCUAUAUUAA